UCAGGUUUUCUCGCACAUGCCACAUUUGGUGCCCAUAGCAACCAUACAACGGCAUCAACAAGAUAACUGUUUUCUGUAAAAAUGACAAAUCCAGUCGGCCAUAAACCAUUCAAGCCACCGACUCCUCCUGUCAUUGGUAAAGUGAGUCACCAUAGCAUUGACCUGAGCUGGGAGACGGAGGAGAAUGAACCACGGACGGGCUCACCAGAGAAAUGGACCCGCUUCUCUGUGGAAGAGAUGGACCACAAAUCACACACGUAUGGGACUAUCUAUGUUGGGUAUAGCAGUCACCACACUGUAGAAUGUUUGGAGCCCAGCACAUCCUAUAAGUACAGACUGAGAAUCACAAGACCAACUGGGGAGUCCCUCUACAGCCCGGCUGUGUCUGUCUCUACCACACGUGAGCCUAUGAGUGGGAAGAACCUCCAUCGUGCUGUCAACAUGAAUGAUGAGGAGGACAUGACCAGAGUGUUGGAGUCUGGGACAGUCAGUGCGAACGUCAAUGACAAACACGGUUUCACUCCUCUCAUGGUGGCUGCACAGAAAGGCUUUGCCAGACUGGUUCACAAAUUGGUAGAACACGGUGCAGACGUGAAUAUGAAGAACGGUAGUGGGAAAGACAGUCUGAUGCUGGCAUGUUUCUUUGGCCACCUGGACAUAGUGAAGUACCUGAGGAGAUUUGGGGCCACGUGGCAGUCCCAGGACAUGGGGGGCUGUACCCCCCUCCACUGGGCAGCUGACGGAGGACACCUGGCUGUCAUAGCCUACAUGAUCCAGGAUGGCUGUGAGUUGGACGUUAGGGACUCCGUGUCCCACUGGACUCCUCUGAUGAGGGUGUCAGCGGUCAGUGGGAACCCAGCGGUGGCCUCUCUCCUCAUCAGAGCCGGGGCUGAUGUUAACACCAGGGACAAGGAUGGGAAGACACCACUUAUGGUGGCAGUGUUGAACAACCAUGAGGAGCUGGUGCAGCUGUUGUUGGACAGUGGGGCCGACCACGAUGUGAAGAACGAGUUUGGGUCAGGGGCAGCUGAAAUGGCAAAGGCCUUUGGAAGAGAGAAUAUCAUCAGUUUAUUAGAAGGACGGAAGAGUAUAGUCAGAGAUGGUAUAGUCCAUUAUUAAAGGGCUUAGGUGGACAGCAUUAUAUAUAUUUUUUCCUAAUUUCUAAUAGCUUUAUUACUGUUGUUUAUUUAUUAACAUGUUGUAUGUAUAUGCUGUAUCUUAAACCUGCAUUUUUAUCUGGAUAUUUGUUUUGUAUAACAUAACAUGUAUACAUGUACUGUAUACUGAUUUUU
Coregonus clupeaformis (lake whitefish) is the source of this 1292-nucleotide messenger RNA. RefSeq names its product fibronectin type III and ankyrin repeat domains 1 (gene fank1). The record is from RefSeq and is a predicted model, not a curated record. Gene Ontology annotation, cellular component: nucleus. Gene Ontology annotation, molecular function: protein binding. Gene Ontology annotation, biological process: regulation of apoptotic process. Bases 82 to 1119 code for a protein of 345 amino acids. NCBI's taxonomy places the organism in Eukaryota, Metazoa, Chordata, Actinopteri, Salmoniformes, Salmonidae. The transcript is spliced from 11 exons.